CAUAGACAAACCAAAUUAAAGAAUCACAAAACCUUAAACCCUGUCUCCUUCCUUGACCCUCGCUCGUUCCUCGCCUCCGUCUUAGGUUUCUCUCUUUUGUUUUUCAACAAGUGUCAAAGUUUCAGUCACCAUGUAUCUUCGAUAUUAUAUUAACGAUAACGGUGACAAAGUCUACACUACUAAGAAAGAGUCACCGGUUGGGUUAGCUACGCAAUCUGCUCAUCCAGCCCGGUUUUCACCUGAUGACCAAUUCUCAAGGCAAAGAAUUCUUCUGAAGAAGCGACUUGGACUGCUACCAACCCAGCAUCCAGCUCCAAAAUAUUGAUAUUCAAGCUAUAGUUAUUAAUGUUAUGCCUUCAGUACUAAGCAGUGUUUUCUAAUCUAGAGCUGGUGUGAAGUAGUUGGAUCAUUUAUGCUUUUUCUGUUUUUAACCGAUUCCGUCAAUAUCUUGUCCAAAUGAACAAAGUGGCGAAUGAUGAAAUUCACUGAUGAAUGAAUGAUUUUGUAUUGAUGUUUGCCGUUUAUAUGUUAUGAUUAAAAUUUUCUUUUACUU
Messenger RNA from Cicer arietinum (chickpea), 553 nucleotides. Its product is annotated as H/ACA ribonucleoprotein complex subunit 3-like protein. Gene Ontology annotation, cellular component: box H/ACA snoRNP complex. Gene Ontology annotation, molecular function: snoRNA binding; telomerase RNA binding. The record is from RefSeq and is a predicted model, not a curated record. Gene Ontology annotation, biological process: ribosome biogenesis; snRNA pseudouridine synthesis; positive regulation of telomerase RNA localization to Cajal body. Lineage: Eukaryota; Viridiplantae; Streptophyta; Magnoliopsida; Fabales; Fabaceae.